Nipponia nippon (crested ibis) is the source of this 978-nucleotide messenger RNA. The record is from the annotation of a RefSeq genome assembly. Lineage: Eukaryota; Metazoa; Chordata; Aves; Pelecaniformes; Threskiornithidae.
AUGACAUGAUCCCCCACCCUGAUAUACCUUACCAUGUCACUUUCCUAUGCCAUUCCAAUUCUAAUUGCUGUUGCCUUCCUAACCUUAGUUGAGCGAAAAGUCCUAAGUUAUAUACAAGCCCGAAAAGGCCCCAACAUUGUUGGCCCAUUCGGCCUACUACAGCCUGUAGCAGACGGAGUAAAACUCUUCAUCAAAGAACCAAUUCGCCCCUCCACCUCCUCCCCACUCUUAUUCCUUUUAACACCAAUACUAGCCCUAUUACUAGCACUCACAAUCUGAAUUCCACUCCCCCUCCCUUUCUCCCUUGCUGACUUAAACCUAGGCCUACUGUUCCUUCUCGCUAUAUCGAGCCUGGCAGUCUACUCAAUCUUAUGAUCAGGAUGGGCCUCAAAUUCAAAAUACGCUUUAAUCGGUGCCCUACGAGCAGUAGCACAAACCAUCUCCUAUGAAGUAACAUUAGCCAUUAUCCUCCUAUCUGUGAUCAUACUAAGCGGCAACUACACCCUAAACACCCUCGCCAUUACCCAAGAACCACUAUACCUUAUCUUUUCUUCCUGGCCUCUUGCAAUAAUGUGGUAUAUCUCCACGCUCGCUGAGACAAACCGAGCCCCCUUUGACCUCACAGAAGGAGAAUCUGAACUAGUUUCAGGCUUCAACGUAGAAUACGCCGCAGGACCAUUCGCCUUAUUUUUCCUAGCUGAAUACGCAAACAUCAUACUGAUAAAUACACUAACUGUCAUCUUAUUCUUAAGCCCAAGUUCACUAAACCUUACCCCAGAACUAUUUCCAAUAGUCCUAGCUACAAAAAUCUUACUCCUCUCCUCGGGCUUCCUAUGAAUCCGCGCCUCCUACCCACGAUUCCGCUAUGAUCAACUCAUGCACCUACUCUGAAAAAACUUUCUACCCCUGACACUAGCACUAUGCCUUUGACAUACUAGCAUGCCAAUCUGCUACGCAGGCCUACCUCCUUACCUAAGG